AUGGAAAGAAAAACCCUAGUGCUAUGUAGUGUUGUGGGUCUGUUGGGGCUAGUUUCAGCCGCUACAGGUUUUGGUGCAGAAGCUACAAGGAUUAAGGAAGAGCAAUUUGUUGCUGUUGUUGGCAUUAAUGAACAACGACAUCGCGGAAGGGAUGAGGAAUAUAAAUUCACUGAGACAGGUUCUAAGGUUCAGUUCACAUCUGCAACUCAAUGUACAUAUCCCCGGAGUCCAGCUCUGGGUCUUGGUUUGACUGCAGCUGUGACUCUUACGAUAGCUCAAGUAAUUAUCAACGUUGCAACUGGGUUCACAUAUGUUAUAGCAUUUCUUUUGUUGUUAACUGGGGCUGCCCUCAAUGAUCAGCAUGGUGAAGAGAGUUUGUACUUUGGCAAUUAUUACUGCUAUGUCGUAAAACCUGGGGUCUUUGCAGCUGGUGCUGUCUUGGCCUUUACAAGUGUGACCCUUGGCAUUCUUUAUUAUCUCACCUUAAAUUCUGCUAAGAAUGGUGAUGAUCCAUGGAAAAAUCCUCCUGUUUCUAAUCAAAGUGGCAUAGCCAUGGGACAGCCCCAGUUUGCACCACAGAGCACCCAAGAACCUGUUUUUGUACAUGAAGAUACAUAUGUGAGAAGGCAGUUCACUUGA
Dovyalis caffra is the source of this 639-nucleotide messenger RNA. Lineage: Eukaryota; Viridiplantae; Streptophyta; Magnoliopsida; Malpighiales; Salicaceae. The record is from the annotation of a GenBank genome assembly.